Solanum tuberosum (potato) is the source of this 1770-nucleotide messenger RNA. RefSeq names its product hippocampus abundant transcript-like protein 1. Bases 163 to 1482 code for a protein of 439 amino acids. Gene Ontology annotation, biological process: transmembrane transport. Lineage: Eukaryota; Viridiplantae; Streptophyta; Magnoliopsida; Solanales; Solanaceae. The transcript has 14 exons. Gene Ontology annotation, molecular function: transmembrane transporter activity. The record is from RefSeq and is a predicted model, not a curated record.
UGUCAUCAUCUCAUCUUUCCACUUUUCUAACUUCAUAUAUUGUUCUAAUUUCUAUAUAUACUUUUUUUUGGUAAAGAUUUUUUUUUUAAAUAAUAAUAUUUUUUUACAUGUAUAUGAGCUAUUGAGAUAAAAGGGGUUGUGGAGAAAAAAAGAUCAAGAAAAAUGGAGGGGAAUAUAAGCAGAGAGCAGUUGAAAAUACUUGUGCAUUUAUUGUUACCAUUAUGUAUAUAUUGGACUGCUGAAGAGAUGUCUGUUUCUAUUAUUGCUGAUAUUACUACUAAUGCUCUUUGUCCUUCAAAAUCCACUUGCUCUCAAGCUAUUUACAUCAAUGGUCUUCAACAAAUGGUGGUUGGAAUUUGCAAAAUGGUUGUCAUUCCAGUCCUUGGUCAACUAGCUGAUGAGUACGGGCGUAAACCUCUACUCCUUUUAAUCGUAUCUACUGCUAUUUUUCCCAGUGCUAUAUUGGCUAUAGACGAGUCGAAAGGAUUCGUCUAUGCUUAUUAUGUGCUGCGGAUAAUUUCUCAUAUCAUGAGUCAAGGAAGUAUUUUCUGCAUUUCUGCUGCUUAUGCUGCAGAUAUUCUUGAUGGUAGAAGCAGGGCUGCAGCUUUCGGUUGGAUUCACGGAAUUUUAUCUUUAUCCCAUGUUUUGGGAAACCUUCUAGCUCGUUUACUUCCUGGAACUUACAUAUUCGAGGUUUCGGUGGCACUUUUGAUCAUUGCUCCAGUGUACAUGAUAAUCUUUCUUACCGAGACAGUUAAGCUAACUCCAAACCUUAACCAGCAUUUACGUUGGUCAAGCAAAGCAUACAAACUUGUUCAGGAUCGAUAUAGCUCAAUGAGAUACGCAUUACACGUGGUAACAAGCAGUUCAACUCUCAAGUGUAUUUGUCUUGUUUCGUUCUUCUAUGACAUGGGAAUGUCUGGUAUCAGCAGUGUGUUAAUGUACUAUCUGAAGUCAGCAUUUGAUUUCAACAAAAACCAAUUCUCGGAAAUUCUGAUGAUGGUGGGAGUAGGUUCAAUUAUCACUCAGAUGCUGGUUUUUCCUCUAGUCAACCCAUUAGUUGGAGAAAGAGUGGUACUCAGAAUAGCCUUGCUAGCAUCAAUCACAUAUGCAUUGCUUUACGGCUUGGCAUGGGCAUCGUGGGUGCCUUACUUUGGUGCUUUAUUUCGGAUGGUUUAUGUACUAGAGCGCCCUUCUACUAAUGCUAUUGUAUCUAAAGCAUCAAGCUCAUCUGAUCAGGGCAAAACUCAAGGAUUAGUUGCUGGUGCAGAAGCAAUUGGAAGCUUUCUAGCCCCUCUUGUAAUGAGUCCAUUGACCUCUUGGUUCUUGUCUAGCAAUGCACCUUUCAACUGCAAAGGUUUCAGCUUGAUCUGCGCAGCUUUUGCUUUGGCGAUGGCAUUUUAUUUUGCUUGGAUACUACCAGACGCACCAUCAACACAAGAAGAAAAUGGAGAAAGCGUGGAAGCGCUGCUUCUAGCAUAAAUAUAAUACAUUUUUUUCUGUUAUAUAUACAUAUGAACUGAUGAAUUCUGUUGACAUAAGUGAAGAUUGUAUAGUCGAGUGACAAAUGAGAAAAUUGCUUUAGGUCACAUGCUAGGAUUUGAGAUGUGACAUUUUAACUAGUGCAUUUUUAUUUGUUGAGCAUGUUAUGUAAAUUUCUGGCUCGGCCACGGAUGAUAGGUACAUAAUUAAUAUUGUAAAUGUUCUGUACCUUGUGUAUUUGUAUUAAAACUGUUUGGAUUGAAAUGAAAGGGAAGAUUUUUUAUUUUA